AAGAUGGAAAAUAGUAUAGAUACAUGAAAAGCUUAGGCUUGCUUUGAUAAUAAUUUCUUGAUUUAUUCUGAUUUUUCCUUAACAUCUAGCUUAAUAGGCUAAACAUCAAUAUCCCAUUCAACAAAUCUCAUCCACCUCCUUAGGUUACGCUAGAAAAACAAAAAAAACAAAAAAACUCUACACCCACUGCUUGAGGAUUCGUUCGAUCUUACUUUGUAGCAAUAGUACUUUAAUUUCAGUCACAUUACUUCCUUUAUAAAGGUGUGUCUGGCUUAAUUUGUGGUGCCAACACUGUAAACCCACUCAAUCCACUUAGAAUUGUCCAGGGGGAAGAUCCAUUAAUGGCUUUUCUACAAUGGCUGAAAGAAAGCUCCAGUCCUACCUUGCUCUUUGUAACUAUUUUUCUUUUAGUAGCGCUCAAGUUUCUCGUGAAGGGGAAACUGAAAAACAGUAAGCUCAAUCUCCCACCAAGCCCUGCGAAGUUGCCAAUCAUUGGCAACCUUCACCAGCUUGGUAACAUGCCUCACAUAUCUCUCCGAUGGCUUGCCAAGAAGUAUGGUCCAAUCAUAUUUUUACAACUUGGGGAGAUCCCAACUGUAGUGAUUUCAUCAGUGCGAUUGGCAAAAGAAGUUCUGAAAACCCAUGAUCUUGUACUCUCUAGCCGUCCUCAGCUCUUCUCGGCCAAACACUUGUUCUAUGGUUGCACUGAUAUUGCUUUUGCUCCAUAUGGUGCUUACUGGAGGAAUAUAAGGAAAAUUUGCAUACUUGAGCUUCUUAGUGCCAAGCGUGUCCAAUGGUACAGCUUUGUUAGAGAAGAAGAAGUUGCUCGCUUGAUUCAUCGGAUUGCAGAAUCUUAUCCUGGCACUACCAACCUUAGCAAGAUGAUUGGACUAUAUGCCAAUGAUGUCCUUUGUCGGGUUGCGUUAGGAAGGGAUUUCUCUGGAGGAGGAGAGUAUGAUCGGCACGGGUUCCAGAAGAUGCUUGAUGAUUAUCAAGCAUUGCUUGGAGGAUUCAGUCUUGGAGACUAUUUUCCUUCAAUGGAGUUUGUGCACAGUCUAACUGGAAUGAAAUCGAAACUCCAGCACACCGUCAGACGGUUUGAUCAGUUCUUCGAUAAGGUAAUAACCGAGCACCAAAAUUCUGAGGGGAAACAAGAGGAGAAGAAGGACCUUGUUGACGUUCUACUCGAUAUUCAAAAGGAUGGAUCUUCUGAAAUGCCUCUCACCAUGGAUAAUAUUAAAGCUGUCAUCUUGGACAUGUUUGCUGCAGGAACUGAUACAACCUUCAUAACCCUUGAUUGGACAAUGACAGAGCUUAUCAUGAAUCCUCAAGUCAUGGAGAAAGCACAAGCUGAAGUGCGAAGUGUUGUCGGAGACAGAAUAGUUGUACAAGAGAGUGAUCUGCCCCGACUGCACUACAUGAAAGCUGUUAUCAAAGAGAUCUUUCGAUUACAUCCUGCGGUUCCAGUUUUAGUCCCAAGAGAAUCUUUAGAAGAUGUUAUCAUUGAUGGGUACAACAUUCCAGCUAAAACACGGAUUUAUGUCAAUGUCUGGGGAAUGGGGAGGGAUCCAGAACUGUGGGAAAAUCCUGAAACAUUUGAACCAGAAAGAUUUAUGGGCAGCAGUAUAGACUUCAAGGGGCAAGAUUUUGAGCUAAUACCAUUUGGAGCUGGUAGAAGAAGCUGCCCAGCAAUCACAUUUGGAAUAGCAACUGUUGAAAUUGCUUUAGCUCAACUCCUCCACAGCUUUGAUUGGGAGCUUCCCCCUGGUAUCAAAGCUCAGGAUAUAGAUAAUACAGAAGCUUUCGGCAUCUCAAUGCACAGGACAGUUCCGCUACAUGUCAUUGCCAAACCACACUUCAACUAACGCAAGUGUCUAGAUUUUUAUUUGUCAGUCAACUUGAAAAAUAAUUUUCUUCUAAAUAAAAGUUGCCAGUUAUGGUUUGCUUGUAAAAGAAAUUGAACUUAUUAUUAACUCCGUGACAUAGGAGUGUCACCUAAUGAUUACUCGAGUUUGGGUUCCUAAUGCAAAUUGGUCGGCCAAAGAAUCAACUUUGAGCUUGAAUUUUCA
Molecule: messenger RNA, 2069 nt
Organism: Populus trichocarpa (black cottonwood)
Lineage: Eukaryota; Viridiplantae; Streptophyta; Magnoliopsida; Malpighiales; Salicaceae
Product: cytochrome P450 71AP13
Exons: 2
Coding region: 342-1865 (507 amino acids)
Molecular function (GO): heme binding; monooxygenase activity; oxidoreductase activity, acting on paired donors, with incorporation or reduction of molecular oxygen
Source: RefSeq, a predicted model, not a curated record